GGAAGGAAACCGAACUUCCGGAAGAGGCUGUAGUCUGCUUGACGAUAAUUCACCUACCUGGUUAGGGAGCUAUCUUGUCAGGUAACUUGUGUCCACUUGAUAAAAAAAUACUGCAGUAAAUGUCAGAAAAAUAGCAGUUAGACAUCGUGCCGUCGCAGAGGUCGCCGGCAGACUGCUCACUGACGCGUCACAUUACAAAACAGUUUCGCCUCGGUCGCUUCGUCAGCGCUAGCUAGUGUAGGUAGCGUUAGCAAGCUGACAUUUGAUAGCCGCUAGCACUUAGCUGUACACUUGGCAAUGCUCUGUGCUCUUAUAAUCCGACAACAAGCCAUGUUUUCCACUUAACCGCUUCGACACAUUUGAUUCACAUUCACUGGUUGUCACCGUGUCGGCGGCUGUUUUCGUGUUGUGACCCAUGGUGUUUGUGGCGCUGUGCUAAACAACAGCCGUCCGAGCAGCUCUGCUACGCGGAGUCACAGUAUACCGGGGUCCAGCAGACCACAGAGACAGUGAGUGGGUCAUCAGGCAGUCUCCCUAUGUCAGGGCGAAACGGGUCUGCAAGUGAUGCAGACUGCCGGAUCUCUGAGGACUGCCAUGUCCCAGAUGUGGAGCUGAUGGAGCUGGGACCACUGCUAGAGGAGGGGGGUCGACAGCCGGCUCCUAAAGGCCUCCACACAGAGGGAGCCUCAAUGCUGGCUGAUGAGGAGGAGGAUGAUGAUGAGGUGGGAGAGGUCCUGACCUUACCACUUCAGGCUCACCAUGCCAUGGAGAAGAUGGAGGAGUUUGUCCACAAAGUUUGGGAGGGACGCUGGCGGGUUAUCCCUUUCCAUGUCCUGCCAGAGUGGCUUAAGGACAAUGAUUACCUCCUGCAUGGACAUCGGCCCCCUAUGCCCUCCUUCCGGGCCUGCUUUGGAAGCAUUUUCAGAAUUCACACUGAGACAGGAAACAUUUGGACUCACCUUUUAGGGCUGAUCUUAUUCCUGUGUCUGGGCACACUAACCAUGCUGCGGCCCAACAUGUACUUCAUGGCCCCACUUCAAGAGAAAGUGGUGUUUGGAAUGUUCUUCCUGGGAGCUGUGCUCUGUCUCAGCUUCUCCUGGCUCUUUCACACUGUCUACUGCCACUCCGAGAAAGUGUCUCGAACCUUCUCCAAGCUUGACUACUCGGGCAUUGCCCUACUGAUCAUGGGCUCCUUUGUGCCCUGGCUGUACUACUCCUUCUAUUGUUCCCCUCAGCCUCGACUUAUCUACCUCACCAUUGUAUGUGUGCUUGGGAUUGCUGCCAUUAUAGUGGCCCAAUGGGACCGUUUCUCUACGCCUCGUCACAGGCCCACAAGAGCAGGUGUUUUUAUGGGUCUGGGACUUAGUGGCAUCGUCCCUACCAUGCACUUCACCAUCGAGGAGGGCUUUGUCAAGGCCACCACAGUUGGCCAGAUGGGUUGGUUCUACCUGAUGGGUGCAAUGUAUAUCACUGGUGCUGGGCUGUAUGCUGCCAGGAUCCCUGAGCGCUAUUUCCCCGGCAAAUGUGACAUCUGGUUCCAUUCUCAUCAGAUUUUUCACGUGCUGGUUGUGGCGGCGGCUUUCAUCCAUUUCUACGGUGUUUCCAACCUGCAGGAGUUCCGCUACGGCCUAGAGGGAGGAUGCACAGACGACUCUCUGCUUUGAGAGGCUAGACUGUGACUCAAUCAUCCUUUUUUUCUUUUAGAGACCCUCAACUCCACACACACACACACACACACACAAACACACACACACACAUACAUACACACACAUUUUAAACAAUGCUGCUGGAAUUCAAUAUGUUCACUUACUGCUCCCUCUGUACUUCUGAUUUGCUCACAUCCUAUUUGGGUUUCUAGUGGUCUUUCUGCUUUGGCUCAUUUUUGCUCAAAUAAAAUAGCAUUAAAUAGCCAAUGAACUAUGGAGGGAAAUGUCAGUGGGCACUACCUUUUUGAAAAAAAAAAAAUCAUUAUGGAGCUUGAAAUUUCCAUUUAGCUUAAGAACAACAUGGGGUUUUAAUUAAGGAGGAAUGUUACUGUGGGCCUUGAUGGUCACCUCUGAGAAGCUCGCUGUACUUGUAUCCCAACGUCUCUAUAGGUCAUUAUUGCAUGGGUGCAAAGAGUGUGAUUUGUGCCGGAGCGGAGUGCACAUACUGUAAAUCAUUCCUUUUUUUGGGCCCCCACAGUUUCCAUGUGGGAUAGGUGACUGGUGAACUGUCCACCAGGAGCAGGAUAUGGGGGAUUGCAGGGACCAUUUAGGCUGAAAGAAUCGGGGCCUGCACACAUUUGUUUGAGGGGGAUUAAAAGUAUACACAUGUAGUGUAUAGAUGUUGAUUGUGCACCCAGAGGACCCCUAACCCUCAAAUCCUAUUGAGAUUUGUAGAAAGACCUGGUCGUUGCUUUGCUCGCAAGAGACAGAGUUUAAAAAAAAAAAAAUUUGAAAGGAAGGUAUUGUCCCAACCCCAUAAAUACAAACUAAAUAUGUUGUCUGAGUAAUAUGAGGUGGAAUGUCAAACACAUUUUUGCCUGCGUGGCAUUUUAACCAAAACAAAUCAAGAGGUUGAACACUUUUUCAAACUGUAUUUCUGUCAUCUGAAUUUUAUACUGAAAUUUAUAGAAGUUCCUUUCCAUUUUGAUAAGGUAUUUUAAUUGACAAAUAUCCCAAAAAUAAACAUACUUUGAAAUUACGUAAUGGCACAACAAACUGUGCAAAACACUAAACAGCCACUGCAAAAAUAAACUGUCGGUUCGAGUGUGAACAAGAUGGGACGAGCCCUGCGAGGCAACAUUAAGAUGCCUAAAAUGUUUAAGAGAUUAGACCGCUUCUGCCAUCAUUUUUCAGACAUCAUCAUUGGUUAAUUCCCGGAUUAAAACUGGGCUACGCACAAUGUAUAAAUCUGGAUAGGGUAACUUGUGUUUUUGCAGUUAGAGAUCUUUUUUUCAUUCUAGAUUUCAGAUGCAAGAGAGAGGUGUGAAUAUCAAACGCACCUUAAUAUAUAUAUUAUUAAAAUACAAACUUUAAAUCACUGUAUGGGAUUCACCAUGUGGUAUGUAUGAUAUAAUCUUUUAGUAUUCCUGUGCCUUAGGCCAAUGGAAAUCUUUUUAAAUAAAAUGGCCUAUCUUAACAGUCAAGGGAGCUUCAAGGAUUUCCAGAUGUUGACUUUUCUUGUUUUCCUUGCCAUAUAUACAAUCAGAUUAUUAUUGAACUUAGAACUCCAUUGCUAGGUUGUAUCAACUGCUGUUUAAGACUCCUUUUUUUAGGUGAACUUAUUCAAGCUUUACUACAGAAACUAAAAGAGUGUGUAUUCUUGACUUUGUGUAAUGUCCUGUGUAGAAAGUGAUACAUCAUACAUUUCACUGAAAUGUAAACAUAAAUAUUUAUUAAUGGUAAACUUGGAACAUUAUUGUAAUAAAUUUCUUUUUUUCCACAUGUA
Messenger RNA from Myripristis murdjan (pinecone soldierfish), 3432 nucleotides. It is a transcript of the gene adipor1a, whose product is annotated as adiponectin receptor 1a. NCBI's taxonomy places the organism in Eukaryota, Metazoa, Chordata, Actinopteri, Holocentriformes, Holocentridae. The coding region runs from base 537 to 1664 and encodes 375 amino acids. Gene Ontology annotation, biological process: adiponectin-activated signaling pathway. Gene Ontology annotation, molecular function: signaling receptor activity. Gene Ontology annotation, cellular component: plasma membrane. The record is from RefSeq and is a predicted model, not a curated record. The transcript has 8 exons.